Molecule: messenger RNA, 3718 nt
Organism: Pungitius pungitius (ninespine stickleback)
Lineage: Eukaryota; Metazoa; Chordata; Actinopteri; Perciformes; Gasterosteidae
Product: protocadherin beta-16-like
Exons: 1
Coding region: 1078-3495 (805 amino acids)
Biological process (GO): homophilic cell-cell adhesion
Cellular component (GO): plasma membrane
Molecular function (GO): calcium ion binding
Source: RefSeq, a predicted model, not a curated record
UCUUUAAACCUUUUUUAACCCACUGUUGGAGAAAUCUUUGUUAAACUUUAAAGCUCGUAUUACAUGUUAGAAAAUAAUAGUACAGCGCAUGGUUUAAAGAUCAUUGCGUUGUAUGCUCGAUGUUGUAUAGUCUACGCCUUCCACGUUAUAUUUAGUAUCCAAAAUGUAUUUAAUCAACAAUACAUGAUCCUUUUUCAGACCUCCCGUUAUGACGAUCAUGCUUUCAUUCAUAUUAGUUAAAUGCAUUGACAUUUGUUUUAUCUGCUUAAAGAGGCAGAAACAUAACGUUUUUCCUUCAAGGUGAAGUAUUUUUCUAUUGUUUUCGUUACUUUCUGUUCAUAUAUGAUAUCAUUUUUUAUUCUAUUCAAUGCACAAUAUAUGUUGCUCAAAUAAAUAACAAUGAGUAAAACAAAGGGACGUUUAUAUUUAUGUCACCCAGGCAAUGUGCGUAAAAGGUGUUUUAUCCCCAUAAAGCAGCAGCAAGUCCGAGAGUACUAUAUACUCUUCAAUUAUUUAAAUAUCAGACCAUUAUAUUUAGGUCAAAUAGAAAGGGAAACAUAAUUUUACCCCAAACUCUUUCUUUUGUAACACAAUCUUGAAUUGUUUUUAGUUAAUCUCAUUUCUGUUUUGCUCCUUUAGACUGCUGAUGACUGCUGACACGUUUUAUUGUUAUUCACCCGGUGAAUAUGGGCUGUUGUGUAUUAAUCUGCCAAUAAGACCGUAAACUACACCGAUAUUUUCUCUAAGUGUUUGAUUCUAUGUCUACGGAGGUAACACUGAGAACGAGAUUUAUUUUUUAUUGUCUCAUGUGAUUUCUUCUUCUGAACUCAAUGGGCCGCUGUCGACCAGCCUCCUGGCGUUUACAUUAAUAUGUAUUUAAGACAUCCCCUGUACUGUGGCAAGCGGAGUACUCCGAAGCAUUACGCACAGUUGUUCGUGGGUGAAACACGGAAUAUCAAGCUGGAACAAUUUUGUCGUUAAUCUUCGAUCAAACAGCAAUUCUAUUUGCACCGUUAACGCUCGUUUCAGGGAGGGGAAUUUGUUAUAUUUGGUUCGACGGGUGAGUCUGACAGAACAAUGAGACGGCAAGUACUGUUGUUUUUCUCGGUCCUGUGUCUCAGCUCAGCGCUCGGCCAGGUCAGCUUCUCAAUUCCAGAGGAGAUGGCAAAGGGGUCUUUGGUCGGUAACAUAGCUCACGAUUUAGGCUUGGAUGUUAAACGAUUACAAGCCGGUAAAGCUCGCAUCCACACAGGAGACAGUGCGGAAUACAUCCAGCUUAACAAGGAAAAAGGACUCCUCAUUAUCAAAGAGAGAAUAGAUCGCGAAGCUCUCUGCGGUCAGACGACGCCUUGCGCUCUGCAUUUUCAAAUUGCCUUGGAAAACCCAAUAGAAAUAUUCCCGAUAACUGUCGAAAUUACAGAUAUUAAUGACAAUGCUCCCGUAUUCGAAAAGACAGAGAGGAGGUUUGAAAUAAGCGAGUCUGCUGUUGUAGGCUCUAAGUUCAUGCUAGAAAAAGCAAUCGACGCCGACAUAGGACUGAAUGGUCUACAGAGGUACACACUGAAGCCCGAUGAUCAUUUUGUGCUUAAAUUGCAUAGUCAGUCUGAUGGUGGUAAAAAGGUAGAAAUGAUUUUAAAGAAACCUUUGGAUAGGGAAAAGCAGGAAAUGGCAUCAUUAUUGUUAACGGCUAUUGAUGGAGGAGAACCGCAAAGGUCUGGAACAAUGCAGAUUCAUAUUACUGUAUUAGAUAUAAAUGAUAACGCUCCGGUUUUUACGAAAAACAUUUACAAAGCAAGUGUAAAAGAGAACUCCCCUACGGGAACACUCAUUACAAAGGUAAGUGCCUCCGAUGUAGACAAAGGCUCGAAUGGAGAAGUUAUCUACGUAAUUGGAAGUAGUAUGAGGAGCAUUUCAAAAUUGUUCCAAGUUACUGACGAUGGUCUUCUGAUAUUGAAUGGGCCAAUUGAUUAUGAAAAAGCCAAAAAGUAUGAGAUUGAUAUAGAGGCUGUUGACAGUGGUGGUUUAUCGGAUUCAAGUAAAAUAGUAAUUGAUGUAGGUGAUAUAAAUGAUAAUAGUCCUGUUAUCAAUAUGAUUUCAUUCUCAAAUUUGAUAGGAGAGGAUCUGCUUCCCAACACAGUGGUAGCUGCAAUGACUGUAAAUGAUCCUGAUUCUGAAGAAAACGGAAAGGUCCGGUGUGUAAUUGAUAAAAAUGUCCCAUUUUUAAUCACACCUACAUCAACUAACUUCUAUAGCAUCGUUACAGACGGUAUAUUAGACAGAGAGAUCGCUUCUAAGCAUAAUAUAACGGUGACCUGCUCUGAUGAAGGAGUCCCCUCGCUCUCGAGUAGCGUCACUCUCACCUUACAGAUCUCUGAUGUUAAUGAUAACGCACCUGUCUUUGAGAGGAGCUCAUAUGAGGCCUAUAUUGUAGAAAACAACACACCAGGACUCUCUAUGUUCACAGUAAAAGCCAGAGACGCUGACUGGAACCAGAACGCGCGUGUUUCGUACAUACUGGAGGACUCCUCUGUUAACGGAGUGCCAGUCUCCUCGUAUGUGUCCGUUAGUGCUGAUAGUGGAGUCAUCCACACAGUGCGCUCUUUUGACUACGAGCAGAUCAAAGAUUUCCACUUCCGCGUCAAAGCGCAAGACGGAGGCUCCCCUCCACUCAGUAGCAACGUGACUGUGAAAGUGCUGAUCCAGGACCAGAACGACAACCCUCCUCAGGUUCUGUACCCGGUCCAGACUGGAGGCUCUCUGGUGGCUGAGAUGGUUCCUCGUUCAGCAGAUGUGGGCUAUCUGGUCACUAAAGUGGUGGCUGUUGAUGUGGACUCUGGACAGAAUGCCUGGCUCUCCUACAAACUGCAGAAAGCCACAGACAGGGCGCUGUUUGAAGUGGGCUUACAGAAUGGAGAAAUAAGAACUAUCCGCGGAGUCACUGAUAAAGAUGCAGUGAAACAAAGACUGACUGUGAUCGUGGAGGACAACGGGCAGCCCUCUCGUUCAGCUACAGUCAUUGUUAACGUGGCGGUGGCGGACAGCUUCCCGGAAGUGCUGUCUGAGUUCACUGACUAUACACAAGACAAGGAGUACAAUGACAACCUGACAUUCUACUUAGUGUUGGCUUUGGCUGUAGUUUCCUUCCUCUUCAUCACGUGUUUAGUGGUUAUUAUAUCAGUGAAGAUCUACAGAUGGAGGCAGUCUCGCGUCCUGUAUCACUCCAAUCUCCCUGUGAUUCCGUAUUAUCCACCACGUUACUCAGACACUUUGGGGACAGGGACUCUCCAACACGUGUACAACUACGAGGUGUGCAGGACGAAUGACUCCAGAAAGAGUGACUGUAAGUUCGGCACAGUCGGUAGUCAGAACGUGCUGAUAAUGGACCCCAGUUCUACAGGAACGAUGCAGCGGAUACAAAGUGAGAAGAACAUCCUGGAUGAACCAGACUCUCCUCUAGAGGUUAGAACGGUGAUUCAUCACUUUCGUACUCCUUAACAUUUUGUCAAUGUUUUAUUCUAUUUGCAUUUCGUUUAACAUAAUUGUCGUUUGUUCAUUAGCACCAUAGAGAACAACAUGUUUUUUUUAAAGCUUCAGGUGUUCUUUUGUUAUAGAAGUGGGCAACCUUUGUAUAUGUUAAAGAAAUUUGAAAUACUUUACCAUAUUUUUAGAUUUCAUUUUAAGUGGACUUCAUUUCAUUUUGGUGGAACAAUAAAAGCAA